Cataglyphis hispanica is the source of this 8120-nucleotide messenger RNA. RefSeq lists its product as uncharacterized. The record is from RefSeq and is a predicted model, not a curated record. Lineage: Eukaryota; Metazoa; Arthropoda; Insecta; Hymenoptera; Formicidae. The transcript is spliced from 12 exons. The coding region runs from base 797 to 4093 and encodes 1098 amino acids.
GUCUCGUAAGAAGCGUGAUGGAAAAAUAAUCGCUGUACGUGUUAUGAUAUAAGUUGCGCGAGAUGGAAUUAUUUGCCAAGGAUUCCCAUGAGAUAACCGCGAGAUGGAACUAUGGAGGCAGCGGCAGGCGGCAGGGACAGGGGGCAGGCGAUUGAGUAGGAAGAUGGAAGAUGGAAGUGGAAGGACGGAGGACGGGUAGGGUAGGACCAUAGGACGUAAGUCGUGUGGUGUGGUGUGUUGUGUGCCGCUUGUGGCCGCUUGCCGCUGCGGAGGGCCAGAGAGCGCGUCUCCUGUAAAGCAGGAAGACAGCUGAAGCUGGCGCGGACUGCUAGUCAAGAUGUAAAGUGUCAAGGUGUAGAGAUGCCACGCUAGAGAAGAUCCGUUGCGGGCCCAGGCCGCAAGUGUGCGGGAACGAGAGGAAGAAGGCGAAAGAGAGAGAGAGAGAGAGAGAGAGGAAAAAAAGAGCGCAACAGUGAACGAGGCAAGAAAACGAAAGAAGAAAAGGGGAAAGGGAAAACGGAGAACUAGGGCUUGCACGUUGCACGCAAGACGCGCACGAGGGGAGAAUACAGAAAUGGAGUAGCUGGAAAAGGGGAUCGAUCGGCCAUGCGAUAGAUGUGGCAAUGGAGGACACGAGACUGGGGCGCGUUGCAGAGAUGAGGCGAGAACGACCGAACGACAGCGAUGCCGACAAUUGGAUCUCGACGAUGGUGUCGACUGGCGCGUCAACCGACAAGUCGAGGAAGGGAAUGCGGAAAUAGAAAGUAGAGCAUCACCGUAGUCUGAGCACUCGAAAAUGACGUCAGGAUUGCCAAGCGCUUAUCAAAAGAAGCUUGGACCAGCGCCGAUAGCAUCCUUCGAAGACCUGUCGGACGAGGUGGAAAACGGGGAAUCGACGACGGCGGUGACGGCUGCGGCAGUGGCGCCGGCGGCGGCGGGGCGAAUGCCGGGCAUCAUCGAGGUAACCACGCCGGCAACGCCUGGCAGUUCGCUCAAGACGCCCAGCACGCCGCGAAUUGAUAUCAGCAGGGCGAGCAGCUCCUCGCACCAUGAGGAUAGUAAUUCGAGAGAUUCGUCGCCUGAACGGGAGCUUCUCGCAGGUGCGGAUCCUCCGCCCGGCUGUAAACUGACUUUGGGCUACAAAGAGGAUGCCCAAGAUCUCAGAUCCUCCACGGAAGAGCUGGAUUUACAAGAUCCUGUUCACGAGCAGGAUCUCAAAAGAGAAUCUAAGAGACGAAAGCGGAAGGAGGUAGAUGGAUCCCAGUCGGAUUACAGUGGCAAGCAACUGGACCGUGAACGCAAAGACAGCAAUUGUUCAGAAAUAUGUCUGCUCAACAUCAGUGGCAGAACGUCCAGAUUGUCUUCGGUCGGUAGCCAAGGAUCUGGCGUCUCCGGGAAGCUUUCGGUUGUCUCGGCAACUUCGUCCAGAUCUCCCAGUCCGCACAAGUGUCUGUUGGAGACAUCGUUCUGCGGAAGCAAACCUACUCUAGCCGACAAUCUGAUAGAACCAUCGAAACCGGAGACUGAUGAUCUUGAAAAGAUACUUUUGAAGCGGGAAGCCGAUACUACGAAAGCGCUGAUUCCCGAGAGCAUCAAGGUGCCGAUGGUUGGAGGUAAUUUGAAGCCAGAUCCAUUGGACAAACCCAGAAGACGCGGUCGCGAGGAACGAAAAGAGAUUUUUAAGCGAGAGGUGGAAAUUACGAAGAGAUUUCUAGAGAAAGCCAAUAUAGAGGUACCAAUCAUCAAAAAAUCAUGCGAGCAACAAGAAUCGAUGAUAAUGCAACAGCAGCAAUCCACAAAGACUCAAGUCCAAGAAGUUCAGAAACCCGUGACACUCGACUUCAACGAUAAAAGAAAAAAGGCGCAGAACUUUAAGGAAAUUGUGCAGACGACGCCGACGACAAGUAGCUUCACCGGAAGUCCCAAGUUACCGAGACAUCAGAAAGUGCGUGAUCUCGAAGGUUCGCGGACGCCUAGUCCGUCAUCCGUAUCCAGAAAGAGCAGCUUUGCUUCGUUGUUUAAGACUAAAACUGAUGGUUGCGUGUUAAGUCCGGAAUCGCCGUCGCCCAGUACGAAGCCACGACGAAGUCUGACUUCGAAACUGAAAGACACUACGGAAAGUCUGAGAAGUCGUUCAAAGUCGCGCGAGAGGGUCUCCAUCGACAAGGGUUCGACGUUGAAAAAAGAUUCGAAGAAUAAAGGGAUGUUUUCGUCUACGUUGAGUCUAUUUAAGAAACGUGAGAGGAAAAAAAGUUAUGAUGAGGCGAUCGCGGCUUCAUGUGAUAUUGACGCUCAUAGCGGAAUCGAACAUCCGUCUCUAGAGAGCAUCGGCCGUGUAGAAUUCACAUUCGAUAUGGAGAAGAAAAGAAACCGCCAGGAUGAUUCAAUUUUUAUCAGCCUGCACGCCGAUGACAGGAAUUAUGAAGAAGCCUUGCCAUCGGAGAGCGUCUCGAUACCAUUGGAAACGCCGACCAAGCUGCUGGAUGAGUACGAAUCCGAGGAACCGCGUACGAGUAGCAUAAUCACGGAGGUGUCGAUUGAACAUCAUCCAGCACCGUCGUCGAUCGCUAAAGUCAGGACUGAGGCGCAGAUCGAAACAAAGACGACGACAAUGGUAACAGCGCAGUCUACGUCCAGGACUUCAUCUAGGGAUAACCUACUUUCACAGAGCGUGCCGAAAGAUUCGCAGAUAUCGAAAAGAGACUCGAAAAUUAACACGCAGACUAACAAAAUGAUUGAAACAUCGCCAUUGGUAAAAUCAUCGAUUAAAACAGAGAUAAAAUCGGAGUUUAAAUCAGCGGAAUUGCGGCUAUUGUCCAGCGGUUCGUCGAAAGAAUCUACUGGCAAAAAGCCGGAUGUAACGAAGCCAAAGAGGAAAAGUAGAGAGAGUCAGCAGCAACCCACACCACCUGAGAGGAUAGACAACGAUGCAUCAAUGCAACAAAAAAAAGAAAAUUCUAGGGAAUCUGCACGAGCUGCGCAAGAUAUCAAGAGAUCCGAUCUCCUUGACGAGGUCAGCAAUAAGGACGGCUUAGUAAAAACGCCCAGCAUGAUAUCCGAUCUGGAUCACAACAGUUCAGAGUCCGAGAGAGAUUCGGAGAUUGAAUUCAUCCGCAAUAAGGUCGAAAAGAUGGCGGAAGAACUACCGGACGAACGAAAGGGUCUCUUUUAUGAGGAAAGUUUUGAGGAAGAUCUUCCAUAUAUACCGACAACUCUACCAUUGGAGAAGAGCGUCGCUGUACCUAUCCUGCCUGUUAAACAACGACUUCAGGAAGUAAGGACAAUUCCGAUCGAAAGACCGCGUUCGACCACACCGAUAAACCCGACUUUACUCGACGAGUUUGUGAUGCAGACAUCGCUAGAUGAGCGGCGCGUAGAGCGGAUGAAGAUAUCUUUGCCACGGGAAGACAGUUUUAAGUUGAAAAGUCCGCGCCGACAGUAUGCCAGUACGACGAACACAUUUACGGAGUUUGCGGGCAGAGUGCCACCGGAUGGCUGUCGCAAGAGCAUUAUCACUCACGGAAAAUCACCUAGUCCACCUCCACUGCCACCGAGAGCACCAGCAGCAGCAACAACAACAGCAGUAGCGGCAACAACAGCAACAACGCGACCGAGCAACUGGAUAAAUUUUGAGGAGAUUCCAGAGAAACGAAAGGCGCCGAAGCGAAUACAGACGAUACCGCGACCGGAAGACGAAAUUGCAAAGACGAUUGCCGGCGGUUAUAGCUAUGUGCAACCGGAGGAGUGCAAGUGUGAAUGCCAUGAGGAAUCUAGGCGGGCGUCUAUGCGAGAGGCGGCAGCGGCCGCAACCGCUACCAGCGUUAGUACCAGAACUUCCUCUUGUAGCAGCAACGGUGAACGGCCGUGCAAUGGUGAAAACUGCACAGCGCCAACUACAGGCGGCAACUCCGUCGACCGCGCUAGCAUUGUCAGUGAUAGUUCACUGGAAUGUUCGCUGAGCAUUGAUGAUGGCCAAAGUACACAGGCGCUCCUCGGCAACUCAACGAAACCUUUUGCCAUGGAUCUCGACGUACGGUCCAAUAGAUCAAGCAUCAUAUCGCAGGAGGAGAAUGAUGAGAACCAGCACCAAUAAUAAUAAUAAUAAAACAACAACAAUAAUAAUAUUACUUAGCAGAGCGCACCCACGCCUUAGAGUCUUCGGAUUUUCCUUUUCUUCAUCAGAAGAUCCGAGUUCCUGCCUCUGACAAGUCAAACAACGGUUUUAUUUCGAAAAGAUGGUUUUUUGAUUAUCGUUGCCAUUUACAUGAUUCUUUUUACGAGAAAAGUUUCGAGGAGAAUACACAAUUGAAUUUGAAUCGUUUUUAUUCUUGCUGGUGGAUUCUAUGCUUCUUUAUAACGCACGAUGUGCAUACAUUGAUAAAAUAUUUUCGAUACUCAAAGGUACGCUCUCAUCUUCAAAAAUUAUUCGAAAUUUGAGAUGUUCUCGGAUUGUAAUGUUAAUGAUUGUUCACUUAUGCAUAAGUUACAUCAUCUGCUGCAUAUCGCGAUUCUUUCUACUUCUUUUUCGAUCGCUGGGAUCAAUCGUGUUUGUUUUAUAGCACGAUUUGCCAUGAAUGCUAUCAAAAAGAGAAUUUAUUUCUUUAAACUGUCCUAAAUUUAUAUUUAAGAAAGAAAAUGAAGAGAAUACGUGUUUUAUAACACUAUUUUAAAUAUAAAUUUAGUAUUUUUUUUUGGAGAAAUUUGUGCAAUUGGAUGAGUCAGUUGUUCUAAUUUAUAUUAUAUGUGUUGAUGUUUUCUUAUGAUUAAGGAAGAUGCGGAUGAUGGCUUGCUAACGUUUCUACUAAAUCUCAGCAAAUUAUCGCUAAUUUUCUCUAACGAGAAAAAAUUGUACUACCAUCGAAAAUUGUCGGCGAAAUGCUCUCACAUUUCACAUUGCUCGAGUGUCUGAGAUCUCGCCUCUUUUCCUUAGCAAAAAAAAUUUGUGUGUGUGCGUGUGUGUAUGUGUAUACGUACGUAUGUACGUAUAUACGUAUGUAUAACAUAGAAUGUAAACAUAUAUAUUUUAUUUUGUCAACCAUUGUAUACACUGACAAUGAGACGAGAUCUCGCAGUAUUUGGGCGAGCUCUUAAAGCUUCAUAUCAUGUAUGUAGAUAAGCGUAGAUUUAUAGAUAUGUAUUGUAUAUUUUCGUGGGCACGUUGAUCUCAUACUGAGAUUAAGAGGUUUAUUCAAUGUUGAGCCGGAGAAACCGGUACGAUCAUUUACUGAUCGAUUGUUUCUUAAACUUGUACGAUAGUAUUUACAUCCAUCAUAACAAUUGUAUAAUGGCCGUGACGUAACGCAGGAUUCGCGAACGCAGUUUUACCGCCAUUAUUAUACAUUUAUUGUACGCUUUCCUUGGACCAGAACGCAAAUACAUUACGGCGUUUGGCGAUUUAACGUCGCAUAAUUAUCCAGAUACUCGAAUAUUACUGAAUGUGAUACGCAUUCAUAGAUCCUUUUAGCUAUCACAUUAUCGUGUUAGAACGCUUUUAAUGCGUCAAUAACUUUUCUACUCGCCACGAUUUUCUCUUACGAUUUUCUUGCUUUCGGAACUGGCUUGGUAAGCCAUCAUUCGUAUAAACUCGCUAAUUUCUUUUUAAACGGAGUGAUUCAUUGUCGUUCACUGUUCGCCGGAAAUUCCAGGGAGUCGAGAUGAAUAACGCUUAUCAAUCGUGCGCGUUUUAUAGAUUGAAUUCAUACGAUAGAGAGAAAAAAUUCUAUAUUAUCUACCUCCUGAGAAAUGUAUUGAAAAUAAACGAAUGUCUGUAGAAAGAUUAUUUUAUCGAGUGCUCAGAAAGCAGCUCGAUAACGCUUGAUGUUUUUUUCACGCGAAAAGUUUAAAAAUUAUUUAUAUAUUUUUCUGAAAAGAAAAAUAUAUAAUAUAUAUAAGAGGAAAUAUAUAAUACAUAUAAAAUGUUAUAAAGAUAAUAUGCCGAGUCGAGCAGAAUAAAAUUGUGAUACUGGGGUAAAUGCAAUUUCGUUUCUUCAUACACACAAUGGACGUAAAAUUCAUUAUAAAGUUGCAAUUGAGAAAGCGAUAACUUUUUAAUAGUUAAUAUCAUAAGAUACUAUCACGAAGUGAUGAUUAACAAUUACAUUGUUGGCAAAUAUAUUUAUCUCAAUAUUUAUUCUUGUUUAUUAAAAUUAUUACGCAAUAGAGAGAGAGAGAGAGAGAGAGAGAGAGAGAGAGAGGGGGUGGGUACGUUGGGUUAUACAUUUUUCAUUCCACAAUCUUUGUUUUACAUGCUUUUAACAAGAUUUGAGGAUAUGCGGAUAACUCCGUAUAUGCGGAGUUUGAUUUUUCCAUAGGAACACUAUAUCCAUCUAAACUUUAAACAAUGGAAUUUUGCUUCUUAUUUACAUGCAAUAUCAGAAUCAAGGUUGUCUUAUUAAUACAUCACUAAUUAUAUAAAUGUAAAGAUACAGUUUAUUUCAGCGUCCAAUAAAGCUGAUGCCAGAUUAUGCGCGUAUUAUACAUAUGUGCAUGAUUAUAACAUGCGUGAUUCGUUUGAAAUAUGUAAAGAAAUGUAAACUAAAAAUUUAUCGAAUUUGUAUAUUUUUGAUUCACCAUAAUAUUUAUUCACUAGUGUAGCUCGAAUUUUUUAACGGAUUCAAAAUGUUUGUGGUUCACGUAUAAUGUUAUAAUGUAUGUCGAAAUUUGUGCUUGGUUGUUAUGUAUACUUUGUGAUUUAUGUUGAGCCUGAUAGUAGAGAGAUAGUAAAGAGAUGUCUAUGAGAAAUAAUAAACGCGGAAAUGCCAAAAUUUCAGGACGAAUCAUAAAUCGCAAAAGACGCAACUAUAACAAGUGCAAACAGUGUAGAAAUUCUACAUUGGCGAACAUACGUUAAGUUUUUGCGAAUUAUAUAUACAUAUAUUACGAAAUACGUGCACAGUUUGACGCCAGCACGAGCCGGAAUAAUAAUUCUUUGGGUAUAGUAAUAAUUCUUGGGUAAAGUUGAUUGUACAAUAGUUGUGCAUUUUCUUGAGAUGCUACAUCUGUCCUAUAUCUCUCUGGAUCUACAAAAUUCGAGGACACUGCGGAAUAAUUCAACGUAAACACAAUUUAAUCCAUUUUCUCAAAAACUUUUGGAGAAGAUUAAUCUCUCUUAUAUAAAGUAAUAUAUAUAAAAAUUUAAUAUUCUUAAAUAUAAAUGAAAAAACUGGCAGAUAGCCUAGUUAUCAGUGGAUAAACUUAUUAUUGUUAAAUUUAAUUAACUAAUGUGCAUUUAAUAAUGUACUUUUUGAACCGUUUUUGAUCUAUCUUCAAUAUAGGUACAAAUAGAGAUCAAAUUGGAAUUUUAAAACUUGACAUAUUUUUAGUUGCAGUCUCAAAUCUCAAAUUAAAAUAAUAAUCGGAAAAGAGGCUUAUUAAAACCUGUUCAAUCGCCAUUCGUAUAUGCCAUACGUUUAUUUUACAAUAUAAUAUCAUAUUUGAGAUUUGACUGCAUUUGCAAAUGUGGUGUAUGUCAAGUUUCAGAAUUUCAAUUUGUUCUCUAUAUAUUUGUACCUAUGCUGAAGAUGGAACAAAAAACGGUCCAAAAUGUACUUUUUUAAAUGCUCAUUAUGAUUAAUUGAAUUUAACAAUAAUAAGUUUGCGCACCGAUACCCGUGCCUGGAUUCUUAACUGCCAAUUUUUCCAUUUAAUAUGGAAUGGGAUAAUAGUAUUUUAUUUUCAUUUCAAGUUUUGUUCAGUAAGGGAUACAUAGGGAACCUUCUUGUUGCAAGAACCAUUGUUAGUUUUCUAUAUUUCACGCUCGGUUAUUUAUUGCAAUUAAUCAGUUUUUAUAUAGUUAAUCAGUUAAUCAUGAUUUCUUUUUUUCGAGCGAUUGGAUUAUUUCUUUUUCGCAGUCUAUUUCGUAUGUAAUAAUAAUUAUAAUAAUAGCAAAGAUAGUUUUCUCGCAAUGUCAUUCUUUUCACUGUGUUUUCUACGCGAUAUGAAAAUUACACUGUGUUCAAAGCGAUAAUACCAAUCUUGUUGUGAUAGAAACGUAUUGCCAGUUGUGUCUAUUGUAUCAAGCCAUUCAUAAGAAAAUUAAUGAUAUUGUAUUUAAUAAUUAAUAUUCGAUCGAUAAGGAUAAAAUGAGAAAAAGUUAAGUUACAGUGUAGUCUUUUUUUUUU